AUGUUACCUAUCUGUAGGAGGAUAAAUACCCCAGCGGUGCGCACCCUCUUUGCUUCCGGGUCUCUACACUGGCGCAAAAUGACCGUUUCUGUGAUCCAGGACCUGCUGGCGUCGCCCUCUGUGUCUCAACGCGACAAGGAUAUUCUGGCCAUUCCCGAAGCCCAGACCCACUGGCAGUCGUGGGCCGAUCUUCAGCACGUGAUCAGACACAAUGAGCUGCACCGGUUGUCGCGGUCGGCGUCGCAAUUGGCCGACUACAUUCUGUGGAAGCGCGAUAUCGAGUCCAAGUACUCGGGAGGAGUCAUGGAGUACAUUUUGGUGGACAAGUUGGGGUGGACUUCGAGCCUGGAGAAGCGGCCCGUGGCGUACAGCGAUGAGCUGUUUGGCGACCCACGUGACGUGCGGAUUCUGUUGAACGACUUUCCCUACGCCAUGGAGAAGGGUCUGGUCCACGUGGUGGUGUGGUCACGAGCCAAGAUCCCCAAGGAGGGCGACAACGGCGACAUCACCACCGAGUCUCGUGACAAGCUGGAGCGGUUUGUGCACGACACGUUUGUGCGGGGUCUGGGAAUGACGGGCGACUCUGUCUUAUGGUUCAAGAACUGGGCUGCUCUUCAGAGCAUUCCUUUGGUGGAGCAUUUUCAUGUUUUGUUGAGAAAUCCGGACAUGGACAAGUUGAGCAAGUUGACCCAGUAG
Messenger RNA from Yarrowia lipolytica CLIB122, 696 nucleotides. RefSeq lists its product as uncharacterized. Gene Ontology annotation, biological process: N-acetylglucosamine metabolic process. NCBI's taxonomy places the organism in Eukaryota, Fungi, Ascomycota, Dipodascomycetes, Dipodascales. The record is from RefSeq and is a predicted model, not a curated record. Gene Ontology annotation, cellular component: cytoplasm.